CUCCACAGGCUCACUUCUCCGCUCUUAUCACUGCUUAGUAAAUGUCCCCCUUAGAGAGCUAUAAGAUGUGCAGGAGGAAGGUGAUACAGUAUAUGGUUACAGAGCUCUGCUCUGCUCCCCAUACUCCCUAUUAGGGCACAAAUAAUGGUAAAGUAAGAAUUGUGAGGUAAAUAUUUGUAAUAAAAGGAGGGACUGCCUUCAGAAGAGAGGGACGCGUGUGAGCGGUGUGUGGUAUAUGGAGCACAGCAGGGAGGGGGCUCGGAGCUGCAGAGUCGGGGAGGAGCAGAGUCUGCUCACAGAUGCUGCUGCCAUGGACACCACAGAAUCUGCUGCAGGAGUGAUGCUCUGACUACUGGGGAAUAUCACUGUGACCAUUCAUGGAUCCUCCUGGACAUUUCCGCCUGUAUGACACAGACUUUGUGCAGAAUGGUCGGGCUGUCACCGGUUUAUGGGCUUCCUGCACCAUGCUCCUUGGCAUCCUGGAUAUCGUGGUGCUUCUGCAGCCGUCCUGGGUCUUAGGCGGGGAGGGUAGUGGGCAGUUCGGACUGUACCAGGUGUGUGAGGAAUCAGACUGGGGCACAGACUGCAGGGGUCCGCAGGGCGCUCUAGAGGCUCUUCCCCCCUUCCAGACAGCGGCUGGGUUCAUGGUGGUGGCCCUGCUCCUGGUCCUGCUCAGCCUAGCCUGCCUUGGCCUGCUGUAUUUCUGUCACUCGGGGAUGGUCUGCAAACUAAGCGCCUGGCUUCAGCUCAGUGCUGCCUCUUGCCAGGCCCUGGCCUGUGUCCUCUUCCCAGAUGGCUGGGACUCUCCUGCCGUCCGGCACCUAUGCAGCUAUCGCUCGGACAGGUAUGAGCUGGGAACCUGUUCUGUACAUUGGGGCUUUAUACUGGCCAUACUGGGAACAGCGGACUGUCUGGUUUUGUGCGUCCUGGGCUUCACCCUUGGGAAGCGUGGAGAUACUCUGAACCCUACUGACGUGAAAGAUGUCAAAAAAGGUUUCUCUUCGGUCAUCCCCUGACAACUUCUGACGACAAGCCAUGUUUUCUGGCCGGCCUCCUCUUCCCUGGGCACUCUCUCCCAUGCCUCCCCUGCCUUUAUUUGAAGACAUUGUAAUGUAAUAUUUUUAUUUAACAGUAAUAAAAACUGGGUGGCGGAAUAUCA
Messenger RNA from Pseudophryne corroboree (corroboree frog), 1159 nucleotides. RefSeq names its product LHFPL tetraspan subfamily member 3 protein-like. The transcript is spliced from 4 exons. Gene Ontology annotation, cellular component: plasma membrane. Bases 378 to 1016 code for a protein of 212 amino acids. The record is from RefSeq and is a predicted model, not a curated record. NCBI's taxonomy places the organism in Eukaryota, Metazoa, Chordata, Amphibia, Anura, Myobatrachidae. Gene Ontology annotation, biological process: sensory perception of sound.